Molecule: messenger RNA, 848 nt
Organism: Schistocerca gregaria
Lineage: Eukaryota; Metazoa; Arthropoda; Insecta; Orthoptera; Acrididae
Exons: 3
Coding region: 41-388 (115 amino acids)
Source: RefSeq, a predicted model, not a curated record
UUGAUGCUGUGUUCCUUCACACAGUGAAACGCCUUGAGCCAUGAAGACAGAGUGUACCGUUGCAAUACUGUUGGUGUGUGCGUUGGUGAUGGCGCAGACCUUUCAGGAUGGUGCCGGGCUGCGCAGAGAAGUGGUUGCUGCAGAAGUCCCAGCUGAGGAAGUGAUCCUCGUGGAUGAUACAGAUCCAGUGCUGAACGCGCCCAUAGUGGCGCAGGACGCAGCUGCCAGCGAAGUCUCCCUCAGUGAGACAGCCGACCAGAGCAAGGGACGGAGACAGCGUGCCGGCCAGCCCUUCAACAGGCCGUGUACGGCCGGCUACAAGAGGUCACGCCGCGGUUGUGUACUGAACUGGACAGAAUCUGUGGACAAACUUGGUGAAGAAGUGUAAGAGUUGCGGUAAUAUUUUUGCUGCGAUCAAACAUACUGACAAGUCGUCGUGCUAUUUAAAUGGUGUAACGUCUUGGCAAACUAAUACUUUGUGUAGGAUCAGAAUAUGAACACAUACUGUACCUAGUACUGUUCAUAGCUGCGUCAUCCAUGCUCAAAGCUUCUGCUUAUGAGUAAUCGUGCUGAGCAUGCAAAGCAUGUUAGCAAACAAAGUGUAUGUUUUGUCGCUGACGAACCUUCAUCAGUGUUCUAGUAGCAGUAACAAAAGAAACUCUUUCCGGAUUUUCGUUUACUCUUGUAGCUGGCAGGAUAGUUCCAAGUAACUUCCCUCCAGUCUGGGAAUGUGCAUUAAUUGUUUACAUUUUGUUAUGACAUGUGUUUCCCUUGUAAUCUCUCUGGAGCAACUGUUUUUCCUAAACAAACAUUAAAGUCUCAAAUAAAAUGUUAGAAAUUGUUAUGCA